GGGGCUGUACUCAGUACUGUUGUGUGUGUGUGAUGGUGUACUCCUAGUGUCUAGUAGUCCUGGCUGAACUUUCGUGGGACUGUGUGACUGUGAGGGUGUGUGCUGUAAUUUGGGUGGUGCUUAUUUAUUGUAUCUGCUGUGUUGGUCACACGUAAUAUCAUGGCGGAUAAGAGUCUCCAACCCCAACAUCCGUGGUAAUACUACGUACAGACUGUCCUAUACGCACGCAUUCGAGACUAGUGUGUGCGCUCACAUACGCGUGCCUACAUACGUACUUGUAUACUGAGAUACAUAUUAUUAGUCUAUGCUCUAGUCUGACUUAGGUUCGAGUUAUCCACACAUCCACACUAACACAGCAUGGACGGUCUAGAGAAAGCAGAUGUCUUCACUGACGACAACAACCAGAGCGGAAGCAGCAGCUCCAUCGAGCUUAGCGGUGACUCAGACAACGACCACAGCAUCGCAUCCGACCCCUCAGACGAUUCGGACGGAGACAGUGACGAGAAAAGCAGAGACGGGAACAACUCACACAGAGGCGAUGAAGUUGAUGUGCAAUCUGACAGAGCGGAGGUUAGUGGCGACGAGGAGACGAGAGAGCAGAGCACCGAGAGAGACAGUGGGAAGGUAUCGGCCGAUGCUGAUGUAAAAGUGCAGACGCACACAGUGAAGCGUGAGGGUAUUGCGUUAAGACCGAAUGGUGUGGGUAGCUCAGGCGAGCGGAAACGUCCAUUGAAGAAGAGCCGGGCCAUUGCGACUGAUGCAACAACACAAACAACACAGAAGCAUAGCAGGUCUAAGCCUGCCAACAAGAAUAAGAUCAAGGAAGAACAGGCUGUGGCGCAUAGCGAUGACCUUAUCGGCAAUGGCGCUGAUGACGACGGCAAUCGACAGAGUGGUGGUGAGAGUAGCAGUGAUGAAGAUGCACCUCUGAUUGCAAAGAUAAGAGUCAAGGGAAAGCGUGUUGGUGCGAGUACAGGUGAUGGCAAACGGAGUGAACGCGCCGAUAGUGCAGAACCGGUCGGGUAUGAUAACUGUUCACAUAUAUGGUACUGA
Messenger RNA from Sphaeroforma arctica JP610, 1053 nucleotides. RefSeq lists its product as hypothetical. NCBI's taxonomy places the organism in Eukaryota, Ichthyosporea, Ichthyophonida. Bases 358 to 1053 code for a protein of 231 amino acids. The transcript has a single exon. The record is from RefSeq and is a predicted model, not a curated record.